GUGCGAAAUAUCCAAGAUUCUGCGCUACAUCCUACCGCCGAUACAACUCCCUGUUCAAGCGAAAAACCACUGGGAAGAUCGGAAAGAAGCGGGGAAAGAAAACGGAACAGUAUUAGUACAAGUUAAAGAAUAAGUGUACGGACUGAUACCAAACGUCGCGGCUCUAGGAAGAAUAAUUCCCGAUUGCAACGAAAAUCGCUUCCGGAAGACCGCGGCAAGAGGUGCGGCCCAAGCCAAGAGUCCUGUGUGCUAGAGGCAGUAUAGGGAGGGCUUGAGCUGCAAAAUCUCCAUAUCGAAAUAACAGCUCAGGGGGGGUACAGCAGAUUAGAAAUUAUGCGUCGGUUUAUGAGGGCAGGCGUGCAGCAAAUGCGGAGCCUAGAUCAUCGAGAUAGCAUGAGGAACAUGAAUAACGAAGGCGUGGCACUGAACCGGCAGGGGAAGUACAACGAAGCCGAGAUAUUGCAUCGACGUGCAUUGUCGGGCCGGGAGAAAGCGCUCGGGCUAGAUCAUCGCGAUACAUUGCUAAGUGUCAACAAUCUUGGUACGACUCUGCACAAACAAGGAAAGUACGAAGAGGCCGAGAUUAUGCAUCGACGUGCAUUGGCGGGCCGAGAGAAAAUGCUCGGGCUAGACCAUCAAGAUACCUUAUGGAGUGUCAGCGAACUUGGUGCGACCCUGCAUGGCCAAGGAAAGUACGAAGAGGCCGAGAUUAUGCAUCGACGUGCAUUGGCGGGCGGGGAGAAAGCGCUCGGGCUAUAUCAUUGUGAUACAUUACUGAGUGUCAACAAUCUUGGUGAGACUCUGCACACGCAAGGAAAGUACGAAGAGGCUGAGAUUAUGCAUCGACGUGCAUUGGCAGGCUGGGAGAAAGCGCUCGGAAUAGACCAUCGUGAUACGUUACGGAGUGUCAACAAUCUUGGUGCGACCCUGCAUGGCCAAGGAAAGUACGAAGAGGCUGAGAUUAUGCAUCGGCGUGCAUUGGCGGGCCGAGAGAAAAUGCUUGGGUUAGACCAUCAAGAUACCUUACUGAGUUUCAGAAAACUUGGUGCGACUCUGCACAAACAAGGAAAGUACGAAGAGGCCGAGAUUAUGCAUCGACGUGCAUUGGCGGGCCGAGAGAAAGCGCUCGGACCAGACCAUCAAGAUACCUUACGGAGUGUCAGCGAACUUGGUGCGGCUCUGCAAACACAAGGAAAGUAUGAAGAAGCCGAGAUUAUGCAUCGACGCGCAUUGGCGGGCCGAGAUAAAAUGCUAGGGCAAGACCAUCAAGAUACCUUAAGGAGUGUCAGCAAACUUGGUGCGACUCUGCAUGGCCAAGGAAAUUACGAAGGGGCCGAGAUUAUGCAUCGACGUGCAUUGGCGGGCCGAGAGAAAAUGCUCGGGCUAGACCAUCAACAUACCUUGAGGAGUGUCAGCGAACUUGGCGUGACUCUGCAUGGCCAAGGAAAGUACGAAGAGGCCGAGAUUAUGCAUCAACGUGCAUUGGCGGGCCGAGAGAAAGUGCUCGGGCAAGACCAUCAAGAUACCUUACGGAGUGUUAGCGCACUUGGUGCGACUCCACAUGGCCAAGGAAGGUAUGGGGGGGCCGAGAUUACGCAUCGACGUGCAUUGGCGGGCCGGGAGAAGGCGCUCGGGCUAGAUCAUCGUGAUACAUUGCUAAGUGUCAACAAUCUUGGUGCGACUCUGCACAAACAAGGAAAGUACGAAGAGGCCGAGAUUGUGCAUCGACGUGCAUUGGCGGGCCGAGAGAAAAUGCUCGGGCUAGACCAUCAACAUACCUUGAGGAGUGUCAGCGAACUUGGUGUGACUCUGCAUGGCCAAGGAAAGUACGAAGAGGCCGAGAUUACGCAUCGACGUGCAUUGGCAGGCCGGGAGAAAGCGCUCGGAAUAGAUCAUCGAGAUACAUUACAGAGUGUUAGGGAUUUAGGUGUUGUGCUGUAUCGUCAGGGAAAGUACAAUGAAGCGGAGAUUAUACAUCGACGUGCCUUCUCGGACCAGGAGAAAAUUCUCUGGGUAGACAGUCGGGGUACUUCACAUAGUGCCAACUAUCCAAGUGCGGUGCUGCAUGAUCAGAAAAACAACAGCAGAGUAGAAAUUGCUCAUCCACAUGAAACAGCAGAUGCGGGAAACUCUUUUGGACCACAUCGCCCAGAUGUCCUACAGGGUGUUUUCCGCCUGGCUGUGACACUUCUUGCCGAGAGAAAGUACGAAGAAGCUCAGAUCAUGUAUCAACAGGGCCUAAGGGCCAUGGAACAGGCUCCUGGGCCAGAUCAUCCAGAUGCUCUCAGCAGUAUAAAUUUGCUCGGCGAAACACUUCUCGAUCCAGAAAGGUAUGCCGAAGCGGAGGUUAUUUGUCGACGUACAUUGGUGGGCAGAGAGAAAGCUCUAGGAGUAGAUCAUCCAGCGACCCUUACGGCCGCCGAUAACCUUGGUCUGACACUGUAUCAUCAAGGAAAGUACGAAGAAGCGGAGAUGGUAUUUCAAUCUACACAGGCGGGUAGAAAGAAAUUGUUUGGAAUAUAUCAUCCAGAUACCCUGCUGAGCGCCCUUCGCCUGGGUAUGACGCUGCUUGAUCGGAAAAAGUAUGGAGAAGCUGAGAUCACCUAUCGGCAUGCCCUAGGGGUUAUGGAGAAUGCCCUGGGGCCUGAUCAUCCGGGGGUCCUCAACAGCAUGAAUACGUUAGGGGAGACACUGCUUGAUCUGAAAAGGUAUAGCGAAGCGGAAGCCAUGUGCCGUCGUGCGGUGGUGGGUAGAGAGAAGAUACUUGGACCAGAUCAUCGAGAUACCCUACUUAGUGUCAAUAAUCUUGGUCUGGCACUGCGUCAUCAGGACAAGCACCACGAAGCGGAAAUUAGUUAUCGACGUGCACUGAUUGGUACGGAGAGGACGCUUGGGCUUGACCACCGAGAUACUCUAGUGUGCAUGUACAAUCUUGCUGGAGCGUUGCACAAACAGAGAAAGUACGAUGAGGCGGAAAUGAUGCACCGGCGUGGGCUGGAAGGUCGGGAGAAGGUUCUAGGGCUGGGUCAUCGACACACCCUUCGUACCCUUAUCAAACUAGGCACCGUGCUGUACGAGAAGAGAAAAUACGAUGAAGCGGAAGUAAUGUAUCGACGCGCAGUUACGGAGGCAGCGAGAGCUCUAGGGCCAGAGCACCAUGUAACUCUAGCAAACUUUCACCAUCUCUCCAUGUUUCUCUUUUCACGGGCGACGCGUUCCUUGGAUGACGCAUCAUGAUGGCGAUGCAGGGUUCACGUUUCCCCCCCGCUGACAUUAUAUUUGCUAUUUCCCCAUACAUAAUAUCUUUUACCCACCUGUUAUAACGUCAGAUUCCUUCCUCCCUGGUGAGAGUGUUAAAUGGUUCAAUUCUUUUGACUGAUCCUAAACUAUCUUCGUGAUCAUAAUUUGGGCAACUAGCGCAAUGUUCUGCCAGUAUUACCAUUGAAAGGGCCUUUCCUAGUGUUGGUUAUUUGACUCAUUUCUCUUCUUGAUUGUGUUUUGGCCUUUAUUUCCUGUAUAUUAUAUGUUAUAUUUAUAUAGAGGUUGACUACUAUCCAGGGGAAGAAUAAAAUGGAAGGUGGAUCA
Tuber melanosporum (Perigord truffle) is the source of this 3585-nucleotide messenger RNA. RefSeq lists its product as uncharacterized. The coding region runs from base 334 to 3237 and encodes 967 amino acids. The record is from RefSeq and is a predicted model, not a curated record. NCBI's taxonomy places the organism in Eukaryota, Fungi, Ascomycota, Pezizomycetes, Pezizales, Tuberaceae. Gene Ontology annotation, molecular function: protein binding. The transcript has 4 exons.